Messenger RNA from Prunus avium (sweet cherry), 3146 nucleotides. Its product is annotated as telomere length regulation TEL2 family protein. Gene Ontology annotation, cellular component: cytosol. Lineage: Eukaryota; Viridiplantae; Streptophyta; Magnoliopsida; Rosales; Rosaceae. Gene Ontology annotation, molecular function: telomeric repeat DNA binding; Hsp90 protein binding. Gene Ontology annotation, biological process: 'de novo' cotranslational protein folding. The record is from RefSeq and is a predicted model, not a curated record.
AUGGAGAACGGUCCCAAGGAACAAAGCGAAGUAGAAGCUAAAGUACUUGACAAGGUCGGAGAAGUAAUCUCAGACGUAAAGAAGGCCAAGCACGUAAACGAAGUGAUUUGCGCGCUUCACUCCCUCGCUAUUCUUCUCUUCCCUCUCGACGCCUCUCUUAUCUCAGGUGCUAUUGAUGAGCGAUGCAGAGAGCUGGUACUUGGUGCCAAGGCUCCUUCGGCUGAUGAGAGGAGCGAGUGGUGGCAAGUAUUCUAUGGAGGAGCUGCAUUCUCGACAUUUGCUCGGGUUCUGUUAAUUGAUAUUGCUUCCGACUGGCUAGCUUGCUUCCCCUUUUCAGCACGUAAACAUGUCUAUGAUGUUUUCUUUGUUAAUGGACUUGCCACUGAGGUUGUUCAGACCUUGGUCCCUUGUCUACAUCAGAGUGGAAGUGACGAUCUUGAUGUUAAGGCUGUACACUCUAAUACUGAAAGGUUACUCAUACUUUGCUUGCUUGAAAGUAACGGGGUGCUCCAGAUGGCUAGAGAAUUCAGCAGUUCUUCCCAUUCUGAAGAUUAUAUAAAUGAAAAUCUUAAGCCAGCUGUAUCUAGAGUAGCCCAGAUCGUUGCAUCUAUACCUGACAAAGCACAAUUGAGAGCCCCAACUUCGCUUUCAUCACAUUUUUUCUUCAAGCAAGUUACCAUCCAACUUCUUACUCUAGCAGAAGAAAGGAAUAUGAAUCUAUUAGAAGGAGCAUGCCUUAAAAGUGACAUGAAUGGGACCUUACUAUUUGUUGGGGAGAUAUUUUCUCGUGUAUGUCGGCGUGGAUCUGUAGAUGUGCUUUUAAGCGAAAUAAUUCCACGGGUUCUUAGUCAUGUACGGAGCUUAUUAUCAUUAAAUAUAGAUCCACUUGUCUCGGAUGUUUUCAAAUCAAACCCCGGUUCCCAAUUUUGGUUGAACAUGAUACAAGCUAUGAAAGAUUCUUAUGCUGUGGAAAGAAUAUCUGAGCAGCUUUUACAUCAGCUUGCAACUGAACGUUUGAGUGAUGUUGAAGCCUACUGGAUUCUUUGGCUAUUAUUUCAUCGGGUUUCUAAAUACCAGAUAUCAGUGAGGGCAAUGUUUGCUGACAAAUUCUUACUCUGGAAAGUAUUUCCUGUUUGUUGCCUGCGAUGGAUCCUUCAGUUUGCUGUUCUUGAAUGCCCACCUGAAAGUAAUUCACUUGCUAAAGGUCAUAAUACCCGAAAUUUCUUAGACACAUUGCAGCAUCUGGUAGCAGUAUGGUCUAAUAAGGAGUUUGUGCAAUCAGCCCCAACUGAGCAGCAAAUUUAUGUAUCUGCAGCUGUAGGCCUUUCCCUGGAAAAGAUGUCUAAAGAGGAACUAGAUGAGACUAAGGAUGUGCUGCACUCAAUUCUCAAAGGAGUGAGCUGUAGGCUGGAAAGCCCUAAUAAUUUGAUUCGGAAAAUGGCCAGCAGUGUCGCCUUAGCUUUCUCCAAGGUGAUUGACCCAAAAAAUCCUCUAUACCUUGAUGAUAGCUGCACUGGGGAUACUAUCGACUGGGAAUUUGGGUUGUCUACCCCUGAGAAAGGGACUCCUGAACAGGGUAUUGACAAAACUGAAACAUCUACUACCUCAGUUCUAGAAAAGGGCUUCACCCACAAGGGCAAUGAUGAGAUAGCAAGCAAUGGGAAGAGUAAAAAUAAAAAAAUAACUGAAUCUAAGUUGGUUGAUCCAGACGAGAUCAUUGAUCCAGUUACACUAAAUUACGAAUCGGCCUCUGAUGAAGAUGACAAUGAUGAUGCUAGUGAGAAUUCCGAUGUCUCGAGUGACUCAUCUUUACAGCCAUAUGAUUUGGCAGAUGAUGACACAGAUUUGAAAAGAAAAUUUUCACAGUUGGUUGAUGUGGUUGGGGCACUUCGGAAAUCUGAUGAUGCUGAUGGGGUGGAGAAUGCUCUUGCUGUUGCUGAAAAGCUUGUCAGAGCAUCACCUGAUGAGCUUAAGCAUGUAGCAAGUGAUCUUGUCAGAACUCUAGUUCAGGUUCGUUGCUCUGACUUGGCUGUAGAAGGUGAGGAAGAUUCAGCUGAAGACAAGAGACAGAGAGCAUUGGUUGCUUUGCUUGUCACAUGUCCUUUGGAAUCUCUUGAGACUUUAAACAAACUACUAUAUUCACCUAAUGUGGAUGUCAGUCAACGCAUAAUGAUACUUGAUGUCAUGACUGAGGCUGCUCAGGAGCUUGCUCAUACUAAAAUUAUAAAGCCUAAACAGGCUACGGCCCUCAUAGCAACCACGUCAGAGACCCAAGCUUGGUUCUUGCCAAGCGACAUAGGGCCCCCUGGAUCUGGUCCCUGGAAAGAGAUUUCAGAAUCAAGAUCUUUACUGAAUUGGACGAAUCGUUAUGAGAGGGAACUUCCUUCAAAACCUGGUCAGAUUAAGAGAGGCAAAACGCGGCAAUGGAGCCUAAGAUCAGCAAAUAAACAAGAAGCCCAAUUAGAAUGGUCCCAUAAUAAGUUUCCGGUGUAUGCAGCAGCAUUUAUGCUCCCUGCCAUGCAGGGCUUUGAUAAGAAAAGGCAGGGUGUUGACUUGCUUGAUAGAGAUUUUAUCGUCCUGGGAAAGCUCAUCUAUAUGCUUGGUAUUUGUAUGAAAUGUGCAGCCAUGCAUCCAGAAGCCUCUGCACUGGCUGCCCCUCUUCUAGAUAUGCUAAGAUCCAGGGAGGUAUGUCUUCACAAGGAAGCUUAUGUUAGAAGAGCUGUUCUUUUUGCAGCUUCAUGCGUAUUGCUAUCUCUUCAUCCCUCUUAUGUAGCAACCUCCUUAGUUGAAGGAAAUGUCGAAAUUUCGAACGGGCUUGAAUGGGUGCGCACGUGGGCGCUUCAGGUAGCUGAAUCAGACAAUGAUAGAGAGUGCUAUACGAUGGCUAUGGCAUGCCUACAAGUCCAUGCUGAGAUGGCCCUCCAAGCUUCACGAGCACUAGAGUCAACAGAAGCUACAUCCAUUUCGAAGAAUGUCGGGCUUCCUUCCAGUCUGUCCAAAGGGACAAUUAUAAUCCCACAAUCCAGUGUGAAAUACCAAUAGUUUAUUGAUUUUGUUCACCGAAAAGAAAAUUUUAUAUUAAGUCAGCCUUUUUGUAACCUGUUUUGUACAGUUCAUGCCACUAAUUGAUAUCGCUAUUUUGUAAA